UAUCGCCGCUUGAAUCGUGCGUAUCUCUGAUUCCGCUCAGGCACCAAUGCGAUGGAACAGGAACGGGUUCUACGCUGCACCAGCCUCAACAGCAGCCGUAGCCUUUCCUUGAAACUUUCUGGCGGCAGUGUGCAACACAUACGCGACCCCUUACUACAGGCAGCCAGUGAUGUCGCCAUCAUUAGUCAUCAACCGAAAGCUGACGAAUCCAGUGACGUUAUACACAAUGAGAAUCAUGUUAGGCAAUCAGAAAACUCAUUUCUGUUACUGAACGGUAAAGCAGGAUAUGAGGACAUAUCAGUCUGCGUCGGUACUUUAGUGAGACCAGCACCAACGCCACGCGAUGCUGGCAAGUCCGCUACAUCUGCUGCAGCUUAUGCGGUGGCCAGAGGCUUGUUAUCGCAGUUCCAAGACUCUACUAAGGAUCUGAAUAAGAUAUUGAGUUCAGCGGAUACUGUGAACGGGUUUCUGUGCGUGAACACGUCAUCAGAUCGUAACCAUUUAAUUCUGAGGAGUAAUUCGUCACCAUCAGAAGACUUAAUACACAAUCCACCAUCCACGGAAGACGUGAAAGAACUGUUGCCAAUUCAUUUCAGUGGAGUCGGAACUUCGUCCUUAGUGAAUCAAGACAUAUCAACGUGUGCUGAAUUCGUGAACGGGCUCUCGUCUAUUUCAAAAUCUCCGACGCCUCAGGGUUCGGUUUUCCCUAGCAACAGUACCAGCAACUGUGAAACGGUAGCAGACGAGUCUUUUCUUACAGUCAACAGCGAGCUUUCAUCCUCUCCUGAGGCAACGCUUGAAGAUUUACCAGCUUUGCUUUGCAGUUUCCUCUUCGGCUCUCCGGAGUCCGUUACUUCUUGUGACACCGUUGUCACGACUCUAGAGGAGGACCCGCAGAUCAGGUGUAAGAAUGGAAGUAUGGACUUUAUGUUAUCUCCAUCAGCCAGUGACGUCACACAGCUACAGCCGUACGAUAACGAAGAGAGGAGCUGUGAGAUUCUCGAAGCUUCGCCAUCGAAACGUGACGCAGAAAAUGUUAGUGGGCAAGAAAUUAGUACAAGGGAUGUUGGGGAAGAGAGCGAUGAAGGAGGUUCAAAAGUGUACAAGGAAUGUAAUACCGAACCGUGUGUUGAAAAUAUAUCCACAACUGCUUCAACAGCGAGAGAAAAAACGUGCAGAAAUAGGACAAAGUGCCGAAUGUCCAGUUGUACCAAUAGCCGUGGUAAGGAAAUGCAACGAGGUAUAUCAGAGGAGAGCGGUUACCAGACUAGUUCCGAGAACUGUGUGACGUCGGGCGUGGAGACAUCUUCGGCAAGUAAAAGUACAAGCGAGGAAAAUGACAAAACAGGAGAUAGGGGUAGUGAGGAUGACGAGAAGGGUACGAACGAAGACCUGGUACUUGUCCCAUCUGACCCUGCAGAAUGGAACGCAGGCCAUGUAAGGUCGUGGCUGAAAUGGUCAGCACGACAGUUUAGUCUGAAUCCUGAGCCAGAUGCUGACAAGUUCCCUACUUCGGGUGCUGAGUUGCUGGAGCUGUCGAGGGCUGAAUUCGAGACUAAGGCAGGGUCUGCGCGAGCGGGCCGGCUCCUAGCUAUCCACCUCGCACAUCUCCGACACAGUGUGACGGGGAGAAGCACCAGUCCUCUGCAGGAUCACGUCGACUUGGACGGCGAGGACGAACAAGAUCCCUACCAACUACUAAAUGCUGCUAGCAGCCGAUUGGUUGCCCAGGGUUCAGGCCAGAUCCAAUUGUGGCAGUUUCUGCUGGAACUACUCAGCGAUUCGUCGAAUGCGAGUUGCAUCACAUGGGAAGGAACCAAUGGAGAAUUUAAACUGACGGAUCCUGACGAGGUAGCGCGGAGGUGGGGGGAGAGAAAGUCCAAACCUAAUAUGAAUUACGACAAGCUCAGCAGGGCGCUCAGGUAUUAUUACGACAAAAACAUUAUGACCAAAGUCCACGGGAAACGGUACGCUUACAAGUUUGACUUCCACGGACUAAUGGCUGCGUGUCAGGCCCAAGCACAGGGCAGUAGUGGGGCUGACACUGCGAUGAGUUAUACCAAGUACCAUCACCAUCAGAGCGACCUGGGAGCAGCACUGUACCCCGCACAUCACCACUCACCAGGAAAACUAUCGUCUAUACUGCCUCCACCACCACCUGGUGUCGUACCACCCACUUCACCAUUUCCUGCACCACCCUACUGCUGGACUUCAGCGGCGGCAAAUGCUGCCUCUGCUGCUAGCCUCUCGUCUAUUUACUCUGCGGCUGCUAACAGCAUGCACCACCCGGCAGGGGUGGCGAGGUACCCGUAUCCAAACCCCGCCCCGAACUGAAACGUGGCUGUGCGAGGCGUGUUCCUCGGCUAUGUAAAACAAGAUCUAAUCUACCUAACCUCAGGCCUCAGUCAGCGCAGUGGACUAGAAACACUGUAAUACUCAAGUAUGACCACUUUAAGGUGUUCUACGUCUUCAUACUGGGCGUAUAGACUUUUCAAAACGGGCUCUGAAUUUCUUUCUCCGCCGAAGCAAAUGGUAAAAUCUCUUAAUGCUUUUUUCCAAUGUAUUUUGAAACGCUACUAUAGCCACCCUUCUAGCCAAAUUUGUGGCCUCAGCACCAAGGGGCUCAGUUUGACCCCACAAGAACAGAAACAUAACAGCUAUCCCUGUAACAGGCCGUGGAAGCCUAUAUGGUUGUGAGACGUCCAGGCUUCCAGAUUUGC
Molecule: messenger RNA, 2720 nt
Organism: Cryptotermes secundus
Lineage: Eukaryota; Metazoa; Arthropoda; Insecta; Blattodea; Kalotermitidae
Exons: 4
Coding region: 52-2334 (760 amino acids)
Biological process (GO): cell differentiation; regulation of transcription by RNA polymerase II
Cellular component (GO): nucleus
Molecular function (GO): sequence-specific DNA binding; DNA-binding transcription factor activity, RNA polymerase II-specific
Source: RefSeq, a predicted model, not a curated record